AUGAGCAAUGCCAAAGAACAGAAAAUCAGCAUCAUAGAGGCAGCAUUGUCUCCAGGCCAAAGACCAAUAUCUGCAUUUCCUGAAGUGGAUGUCAGUGAGAAACACAAAUCAAGUUUGAAAAAGAAAUUUGAAUGUAUUUGUGAAGGUUUUGCAAAGCAGGAGAACCACAUGGCUCUAAACGAGAUCUACACAGAGCUCUACAUUAUCCUGAGUGGAACAGAAAAAGUCAUUAAAGAACAUGAAUUCAUACAGUAUGAAACAGCAUCCUGGAGAGCAGCAACAGAGGACACACCAAUCAAAUGCAAUGACAUAUUUAAACCCUUACCUGGACAAGACAAACCCAUCAGAGCUGUGCUAACAACAGGAGUCGCUGGCAUUGGAAAAACAGUCUCUGUGCAGAAGUUCAUUCUAGACUGGACAGAAGGGAAAGCCAAUCAGGAUAUCCACUUCAUAUUUCCACUUCCUUUCAGAGAGCUUAAUUUGAUGAGUGACCAAGAACAGAGUCUAAUGGAUCUUCUCAGUGGCCUUUUCAUGGAAACAAAGAACUUUGAUUUUUUCAGCAAUGAGCAAAAAGUUUUGUUUAUCUUUGAUGGCCUUGAUGAAUGUCGACUACCUUUAAAUUUCCGGAGCGAAGAAAGUCUGCGUGAUGUAACAGAGUCAACCUCAGUGGAUGUGUUGCUGAUAAACCUCAUUAAAGGGAAUGUGCUUCCGUCUGCUCUCAUCUGGAUAACUUCACGACCAGCAGCAGCCAGUCAAAUCCCUUCUAAAUAUGUCGACCAGAUCACGGAGAUACGAGGAUUCAAUGAUUCACAGAAGGAGGAGUAUUUCAGGAAGAGAAUCAGUGAUCAGAAUCUGGCCAACAGAAUUACCCUGCACGCAAAGUCUUCAAAAACUUUGAACAUCAUGUGCCACAUACCAUUGUUCUGCUGGAUGCUAACCACUGUUCUAGAGAGAAUCUUUAAAGGAACAGACAUUGUAGAGAUCCCCAAGACUCUGACUCAAUUGUACACCCACUUCCUUAUAAUUCAUAUAACCAUCAUAAAGGAAAAAUAUGCAAAACAGGUAGAGAGAGAACUGAUUUUCAAACUCGGGCGAUUGGCUUUUCAGCAAUUAUUGAAGGGUAAUGUCAUCUUCUAUGAAGAAGACCUGAGGGAGUGUGGACUCGAUGUAAGAGAAGCAUCAGUGUACGCAGGGAUGUUCACCCAGAUCUUUAAAGAGGUGUCUGGGAAGGUGUAUUGCUUUGUACAUUUGAGCAUUCAGGAGCACCUUGCUGCCCUGUAUGUGUAUUUGUCUUUUAUGAUCAAGAAUGAAAACGUUCUAACCCAAAGUAGAUUCUCUAAACUUGUGGCCAAAGUCAAAGUUAAUACUAUUUUUGAUCUACACAAAAGUGCAGUGGACCAGGCCCUGCAGAGUAAGAAUGGACACCUGGAUCUUUUCCUCUGCUUCUUUCUAGGCCUUUCAACAAGGUCCAGUCAGACUCCUUUACAAGGCCUCCUCACAAAGACAAGUAGAAGGUCACAGAGAAACAGCAAGACAAUCCAGUACAUCAAGAAGAAGAUAAGAGAAAAUUCAUGUCCAGAGAAAUCCAUCAGUCUUAUCCACUGUUUGAAUGAAAUGAAUGAUCAUUCGCUUUUGGAAGAUAUCCACAGACACCUGAGCUCAUUAAACCUAUGUGAGUCAGAUUUAUCAUCUUCACAGUGGUCUGCUCUCUUUCAUAUGUUACCUACCGCAAAAGAGAAACUUGAAAUGUUUGACCUGCAAAAAUACAGUGAAGAGUUACAGAUGAUACCAGAAAAAAUAAUCCUGAGGCUUCUACCAGUGGUCAGAGCAUCAAGAUCAGCUGAUCUGAGGAACUGCAACCUGACAAGUGAAAGCUACUCUAUUCCGGCUUCAGCUCUCAGCUCAAACUUUUCUUGUCUGAGAGAGCUGGACCUGAGUCACAAUAAUCUAUAUGAUUCAAGAUUGGAGCUGCUCUCUGAUGGACUGGAAAAUCCUCAUUGUAAACUUGAGGUACUGAGGUUAAGGUCCUGUAAUCUGACAGAAAAAAGCUGUGUAGCUUUGGUCUCAGCUCUUACCUUACGCUCUGCCAGUCUAAAAGAACUGGAUAUAAGUAACAACUAUCUGCAGGACUCAGGAGUGAAGGUGUUUUCUAGUGGAUUGGAGGAUUCCUAUUUUGACAUAGAGAUACUGAAUUUAAAUAAUUGUCACCUGACAAAAAACAGCUGUGCUGCACUAGCAUUAGUGCUGAACUCCAAAUUCUCUGGUCUGAGAGAACUGAACAUGGGCAAGAACAAAUUGCAGGAUUCAGGUGUAAAGCUGCUCUCUGCUGGCCUGGAGAAUCCUCACUGUACACUGGAGAUACUGGGACUGAGUGACUGUGAUCUGACAGAGAACAGCUGUGAAGCUUUGGCCUCAGCUCUGAGCUCAAAUUCCUCCUGUCUGAGAAAGCUGGAUCUAAGUAAGAAUAAUCUGCAGAAUUCAGGCAUGAAUCUACUAUCUAUUGGACUGAAGAAUUCUCUCUGUAAACUGGAGACCCUGAGCCUAAGUGACUGUAAACUCACAGAGGACAGCUGUGAGGUUCUGGCCUCAGCUCUCUGCCAAAACUCCUAUCUGAGAGAUCUGGAUUUGAGUAAGAACAGACUUUAUGAUUCAGGAAUUGAGCUGCUCUCUGCUGAACUUGGGAAACCUCACAGUAAACUCGAGACACUGAGGCUGAGUGACUGUAAUUUGACAGAAAAAAGCUGUGCAGCCCUGGCCUCAGUUCUCAAAACUCAAAGGUCAAAUUCCACCAGUCUUAAAUUGCUGGACCUCAGCUGCAAUAAAGUACAGGACUCAGGAGUGAAGCAGCUCUGUGCUGGACUUGAGAAUUCUUACUGUCAGUUGGAGAUACUGAGUCUUAAAUCCUGUCAUAUCACAACUAAAGGGUGUGAUUAUCUGGCUUCAGCUCUAAAAUCAAACCCCCUACACUUGAGAGAGCUGGAUCUGAGUUUAAGCAGUCCAGGUGGCUCAGAAAAGAAUCAUCUAUGUUCUUUAACACAGGAUCCACUUUUUAAACUGGAGAAAGUAAUGUAA
Molecule: messenger RNA, 3072 nt
Organism: Chanos chanos (milkfish)
Lineage: Eukaryota; Metazoa; Chordata; Actinopteri; Gonorynchiformes; Chanidae
Product: NACHT, LRR and PYD domains-containing protein 3-like
Exons: 9
Coding region: 1-3072 (1023 amino acids)
Molecular function (GO): protein binding
Source: RefSeq, a predicted model, not a curated record